CCUUCGGAGAAGCCUCUGGGGAUCGGUUCGUUCAAAUCUGCUCAUUCUGCGUUUCUGACGCUGUCCACUUUGCCAACCACACCCCUCGGAGCGCUUCCAAAUCAAGCCGUUGCCGCGAAACGCAUGUUCAAGAACAACGAGAAUAGCGUCUUGAUCCACUUCAACCCCAUCGAUGAAUAUGCGCACCAUGUAUCGGAGGCACAUCUCCUAUUCUGGGGCACUACCCUUCUCAGUUUCGUUUAUUCUUUCGUGCGUAACUACAUAUCAAAGCAUGUCGCGCCACCAGGCGACCUCCCUAUCUUUGAAGUCCGCUUUGUCGAGGCCGGCGUUGCUCUGGUUCACAAUGCGGUGGCAGAUGGCAAGUCGAGCAAAAUGAUGACAUCACUCCGACGAUCAUAUCUCAUUGAAGAAUUAAUUGGAACGGAUUUGUUCUCUGCAACGACUCGAUGCCCGUUCCGUCGCUUCCAGAAGAUCUCAAGCUGUUGGCAUCGUUCCUCUGUUUUACACAACAUGUCCAAUACGAACACACCGGGCGUUUGGUCUUUCUUUCUGAUCUUCAAGGCCGGCUCCGGAAAUCUCUUGACGGAUCCGCAGGUUAUGACUUCACCGACUCUCGAACGUGGUCUGUUUGGUGGUGGCAAUUCAGGCAGGUUCUUCGAGAAGUUUCCUGAGCAGCAUGUAUGCUCCGGUUACUGCAAGUUUUUUGGACUGUCUAGUCUCAUGUAA
This is a messenger RNA of Mycena citricolor, 726 nucleotides long. The record is from the annotation of a GenBank genome assembly. Lineage: Eukaryota; Fungi; Basidiomycota; Agaricomycetes; Agaricales; Mycenaceae.